CGCCCAUCCGGCUACAUGUCCGACACAGGCAGUCAAGGCCAAGCUUCAGGUAGCCGCAAUAUCUCGAGCAACAUCAAACCCGUAUCGCCCUCGCUUGACGUCAACCGGGCGACUGUCAACACUAGCAAGGGAUCCGUGGACGACAACGGUGGGCCCAAGGAUGCAACCCCACUGCUUGAAACGAAAUUGGACCUUGAGGCAGAGAUCACCUAA
Molecule: messenger RNA, 213 nt
Organism: Didymella exigua CBS 183.55
Lineage: Eukaryota; Fungi; Ascomycota; Dothideomycetes; Pleosporales; Didymellaceae
Exons: 1
Source: RefSeq, a predicted model, not a curated record